CGCUCGCUUCCGUCCAACUUUCACCCUGUCGCCAUGCUCUGCAUGUGCUGAAACACAAAAAAAUAAAUAAAACGUUCCUUUGUGUUUGAAGUUGAAACUAUAAUUUAACUGAACGAGAUAAUUAAUUACUAACGCAACUGUGCAAUUUUCUGUCACUGGCUGAACUUCAAAAGCUUCAUAUAUUUUCACACUCCCCACGACAGCAGUGUGAAAGGGGUCGGACUGAAAGGGCAGUUGGUUACUCCUGAGCCAGCAGGCUCGUUCCUGGGGGAUGGACACUGUUCGUAUAAAAGAGGAACCAAUUGAUUACGAUGAGGCGGCUUCGUCACAUACAUCGUCAAAAAGAAAGCGCCGGAAGCGGCGUCGUGAGGAGGAAGAAGAACCUACGUCCGAACCAACUACCAUUAAGAUAAAGAAAGAAAAAGACUUAUUUGAACCGCCGGAAGAUGAGGAUUCCUCUCACACUGUAUUCGCUGAGACCCGGGGGGAUCGGGAACUGACAGACCAGGCCCCACCCUCGAUACGGGUUGACGCUGAUGAACUACCGGGGCCGUCGUCGUCGGUUCCAAAUGGCUCAAGUUCGGCUGCUAGUCCUUCUGCUUCUGCCACCGAGAACUCAAUUCCAGAGUGGUUACCAGAACCCGAUCCAGUCCCACUCACCAACUUUUUCGAAUUCUCCUCCGCACCAAUUCCCACCUUGGAAAAUACCGUGCUGGAGAAUAAACUAAAGGAAAAUAAACUGGGACCUGAACCCAAGAUUCCUAAAGUUGCACAUUAUAAUGCACACGACGAAGUUGAUGAAAAGAAGUACAUUGUAGAGAACGAGGCUACAAAUAGCAAGCUCAUUAAGGACCACAAUAGAAUAGAAGCUGCAAAAGAUGAAGAAGACGAUGAAGCAGAUACCAAUUACGACACUUAUGAAAGCAGUUUGGACCCCAAUGGUCCACCCAGACGAGAGAAAGUUUAUGUCAAAUAUAACUUUAAGGAUCGUCACAUAAAUACCUCUCGACUUGCCGUAUUUACCGCAAAAGAGAAGAUUUUAAAAGCAAUUGAGAAUCAUCGAGUCGUCAUUGUCGAUGGAUUUACAGGAUGUGGGAAAACUACACAGGUCCCACAAUUCAUCCUUGACCAACAUUUUGCAAACGACAAAGUUUGUAAUAUAGUUGUAACACAGCCGAGAAAAAUUGCUGCAAUUUCUGUUGCAAAGCGUGUCUGCGAUGAGCGUAAUUGGAAGUUAGGCCAGGUGGUUGGUUAUCAGGUUGGAAUGGAGACCAAGCGGGACAGAAAUGACACACUGUUGACGUACAUGACCACCGGCGUUCUCCUUCAAAAAUUAAUUGCUACAAAAAGUUUCCAAAGUUUGACGCACAUUAUAAUCGACGAAGUUCACGAGCGUGACUUGGAAUCUGAUCUUUUGCUUCUCGUAAUUAAAAAGAUUUUGCAAGAUGAUGUCGAGGGCAAGCAUCGACACGUCAAAUUUGUUCUCAUGUCUGCAACUCUCAACUCCAAAAAGUUCUCACGGUAUUUUCCAAUGCGAACGGGUGAAUCCGAAAUGGAAGAGUCCCCCGUUAUCAAAAUUCCUCAUUCAUUUCGACAUAGAGUGGACGAAGAGUUUGUGGACAAUAUGUUGGCGUCAAGCAGAGACUUGUUGGAUAUCGUCGAGUCAAACUUGAACAUGGAGAAGGCCACCAUUCCUGAAGAAAUGUACACGGUGGCAGUGGACUGUAUCAUUAGUUUGGACGAACAUGAUCGAAAACUGGCAACUGAUCCCAGGGUCCGGUCAUCCAAACAAACUUCAAAUUCUCGAGUUGAGAAGAGAGGAUCCGUUUUGGUAUUUCUGCCCGGAAUGGAAGAAAUCAAUCGACUCUAUCGUUCUUUGACUUCAAAAAACCAAAUUGAUUUAGAAGAUGCUGUCAAGGACGAUCCUAACUUUAGAGAGUACGACUUCCAUCAGUGGGACGUUGUACCACUGCAUUCAACAAUUACCUCGGACGAGCAGCAAAGAGUAUUUGACAAACCUCGUCCAUUCCAUCGGAAAAUUAUAUUAUCCACUAACAUUGCUGAGAGCUCGGUGACUGUUCCAGACGUCAUGUAUGUGAUUGAUUUCUGUCUUACAAAAUCCCUUUGUAUUGAUCCCUACACGAAUUUUACCACAUUGAGAAUGGUGUGGGCAUCAAUCAGUCAGUGUAUUCAAAGGAAAGGACGAACAGGUCGAGUUUGCGACGGGAAAGUCUUCCGACUGGUUACAAAGUCUUUUUUUGGGAAAUUACCUCAAGAUACGAAACCGGAAAUGCUGAGAUCUAAUUUGGAGACCGUGGUACUCCAGUUGAAGAAACUAAACUUGGGGACGCCGAAAGAAUUGCUGUCAAUGGCCCUCGACCCCCCGGUCGUUUCUGGUAUUGAACGAGCCGUUGCAAACCUUAAAGAGCUUGGUGCACUCACAAUUCUGACCACACGCUAUCCUGGGGGAGUUCAAUAUGACACGUGUGAUGGGGAUCUGACUUUCUUGGGCUCAAUCAUGACAGACUUGCCAAUCCCUCAGCAGUGCGCGAGACUUAUAAUGCUGGGUCAUUGUUUUGGAGUCAUGAAGGAAGCAAUCAUUAUUGCAUCCGCCUUGAGCGUGAAGAAUCCAUUCAGCACUCCUUUUGUUCGUUCCCUUGAUGCGUAUUUGUCCAGACUAAGUUGGUCUAAAAAGAGUUGUUCCGACUUGUUUGCACUUUACUAUGUUUAUAAGCAUUGGAUUAAGCAAUUCUCUGAUAUCGGAGACUCUACCGAUCUUGACGACAAAAAAAGAAAUCGCACAACGUACAACGAAAGGCAAUGGGCUCGUGGUGCCUUUGUACAACUCUCUGUACUCAGGGAGAUCAAAUCUACUGUGGAGUUGAUUGAGGAAAGAUUGGCAAGACACGGUCCCCAUAUUGCACCAAACCCAUUCCAUGCCGAAACUCCAUCGGGUGAUUUGGGAAAGGAUGCAGGAAUUAUGCUGAAGUUGGCUAUUGCUGGUGCGUUUUAUCCUAAUUAUUUCCAUCGCCGCCGACCUGACGUGAAAACAUACGAGCGUGACAAGUCUAGAGAAAUCAGUGGACUAGAUCUGUAUAACACAGUCUACUUUAAAGGAUUUCCUGCUGGACACGAUGGAAAAAUCUAUGCCAAGUUCGUUGCAGACUAUUUAUCUUUCGGGUUGAAUGUGCCUUCCAUUAAGUUUGACGGCCAGAAAGUGCUUGCGACUUUUGACAACCGUGGGGAAAAAAUCGGACCCAUCAACAAGGGAAUCUAUCGGGCUGUCAAGAGGAGGCAAAUCCGUGACAUGUUGGAAAUAUCUUUAACUUCACGGGAUUGUGAAAAGAGGAUUUUGGAGGAAUGGGAUUCCAGAUUGGAUAGACGAAGAUUUAUGCGAUGUGUACCACAGGUCACCUUACCUGGCGUUGACGUGUCCAAAGUUUAUGUCCGUGUCACCCACGUGGAAAAUCCAGGUCAAUUCUGGAUUAACUAUUCAUCUCACACAAAAGCACUGGAUGAGAUGGUUGACCGAAUUAACGAAGGAUUGGUUCACGUACCCAUUCAUAGCAGCAAAGUUGUCCCAAAUGCGAUGUGCAUUGCUCCAUAUCAAGGACGUUAUUAUCGUGCUAAGAUCGUUCUUGUUGUUCCAUAUCCAAUAGAUGAUUCCCUGGUGUAUUUUAUUGAUUAUGGAAACACUGCUUGGGUAAAGAAUUCCACUUUGGAGGAUUUCAGUCCUUCUAUGAUUGAACAACGGUACAACUCGGUCCCAUGUUUGGCUGUGGAAUGUAGACUCAGUAAUAUCAAACCAGCUACAAUUCAUGGCGCAGGCUGGCAUGACACUGCCAAGAUGGAGUUUCAAAUGUUUGCUGAAAACGCUCCAUUCGUUUAUAUUGACAUUUUCUCCGUUUCAAAAAGUAUAAUUUCUGGCAAAUUAAUUGGACAUGACGAUCGCAGGGUCGAGCAAAACUUGAAUGACAGACUUGUGAACCUAGGGUUUGCAGAACUUACUGAAGAAGCUACUUUUUCACAGAAUAAUCAUCGAGCAAGACAGCGUGUCAGCUUACAAGACGCGGACGAACGAAUAGCUCACAAUAAAGAACAAAUAGGAGAGCAACUUGACUUUGAUUUUGUUCAGCCAAACAUUGAUCUUCGGAAAUGUACAAAAACUCUAAUCAAAGGUCCUUGGAGUCCGUUGGAAUUGGAUUUUCAGUCCUUGUGUCACAGCAGUAAUACGAAACAAGUCAAAAUCGACAACAACAGUGUAAAUUCCGUAGUUUUGGACACUGAGCCUACAGCCCCAAUUUCUAGAUUAUUGGUCGCCGGUUAUGUUGGUAUUCAAGACAGGAGUGGAAGUGUUGUCGCACGGGACACGACGAUUAUGCCUUCAGUACCUGGCCUUCUGUCCUUAAUGGCUAUGCUGUUUGCCCCCAAGAUUGAGUUGCGCAUAGAUGUUCGUCAGACGAAAUACACGGGGGUACUUUGUGGGCUUGGAUCGGCACCACAUGAACCUGAUCUCCCCAUCUACCCCGAUCAUGACGUGGAAAUUAUCUUUGAUACCGUUAUAGAUGAUGAUGACAUCGACUCUAUCAACCGUAUUCGCUAUCUCAUGAACCUUAUCAUGCGAAAGGAUCACAAAAAGCAAGGGGGUGGAACAGUUAACUUGUCGCACUAUCAGAUGUCUGUGCGAGAAGAACUGUUGAAGCUCCUGCAACGUCGACGCAAGGCUGGAGAGGAGGAGAUUUGGCCGCAAGAAGAGUAUAUGUGGAGUCGGAUUGCGGAAAGUUCAUUAGUUCCUCCGUCAAGAAAUUGUUUCGUGUAUGAGCCCAAAGACAUAUUUGCUCCCCAUUACAAGGUUAGGCUGAAUGACGAUAAUGCUGAAAAUUGGAGCUGGGGAUUUGCGGUGUAGAACCUUGAUUUGAAUUAUUCAAAUAUUAUUUAAAACUCACUAAAAUAUAUUAUAGAUGCUCGCUCAUCGUGCCCUUCUUUCGAGCGUGUUGUGUAUUAUAAUUUGUACAGCAAUGUACACCCCUCUUGUUUUUUUCUACCUACUUCUUGACCAAUAAUUGACAUUUUUCUUCUUGGACGAGUACGCCGAAUCGUUUAAAUUAAAUAAAUCGUGUUAAUCAAACAUUAAGUUGUAGUAA
Folsomia candida is the source of this 5144-nucleotide messenger RNA. RefSeq names its product ATP-dependent RNA helicase TDRD9. NCBI's taxonomy places the organism in Eukaryota, Metazoa, Arthropoda, Collembola, Entomobryomorpha, Isotomidae. Gene Ontology annotation, cellular component: intracellular anatomical structure. The transcript has 28 exons. The record is from RefSeq and is a predicted model, not a curated record. Gene Ontology annotation, molecular function: ATP binding; RNA binding. Bases 272 to 4906 code for a protein of 1544 amino acids.